AAAAGCGUUGGUAAAGUUUAUUUGUUUUCGAAUCUUCCAAAGCAAAGAUUUUUUUUUUUUUUUUGUGUUCUCUGUAAGCUUCUUAGUGUAUGUAUAUAGAUAUAGACUAAAUCAAUCCCUGAGUAAUGGCUAUGGCGAGUUUAUACCGGCGAUCUCUUCCUUCUCCUCCGGCGAUUGACUUUUCCUCCGCCGAAGGCAAGCUAAUCUUCAAUGAAGCGCUUCAGAAAGGAACCAUGGAAGGAUUUUUCAGGUUGAUUUCGUAUUUCCAGACUCAGUCUGAACCAGCGUAUUGUGGUUUAGCUAGCCUUUCAGUGGUGUUGAAUGCUCUUUCUAUUGAUCCUGGACGCAAAUGGAAAGGGCCUUGGAGGUGGUUUGAUGAAUCAAUGCUGGACUGUUGUGAGCCAUUGGAAGUGGUUAAGGAAAAAGGUAUUUCGUUUGGGAAAGUUGUUUGUUUGGCUCAUUGUUCUGGAGUAAAAGUUGAGGCUUUCCGGACUAGUCAGACCAGUAUCGAUGAUUUUCGUAAAUUUGUGGUGAAAUGCACGAGUUCUGAAGAUUGCCAUAUGAUCUCAACGUAUCACAGAGGUGUAUUUAAGCAGACUGGGUCUGGUCACUUUUCACCUAUUGGUGGCUAUAAUGCUGAGAGAGAUAUGGCUUUGAUUCUUGAUGUGGCUCGUUUCAAGUAUCCUCCUCACUGGGUUCCUCUUGAACUUCUUUGGGAAGCCAUGGACAGCAUUGAUCAGUCUACAGGGAAACAUAGAGGGUUCAUGCUCAUAUCUAGACCUCACAGAGAACCCGGAUUACUCUAUACUCUGAGCUGCAAGGAUGAAAGCUGGAUCGACAUAGCCAAGUAUUUGAAGGAAGAUGUUCCCCGUCUCGUAAGUUCAGAGGAUGUAGAUUCUGUGGAAAAAAUUCUAUCAGUUGUGUUCGAGUCACUUCCAUCAAAUUUCAACCAAUUCAUCAGAUGGGUGGCUGAGAUCCGGAUUACAGAGGACUCAAACAAAAAUCUCAGCGCAGAGGAGAAAUCGAGGCUGAACUUAAAGCAAUUGGUCCUGAAAGAAGUGCAUGAAACUGAACUGUUCAAACACGUCAAUAAGUUCUUAUCCUCAGUGGGUUACAAAGACAGUCUGACAUAUGCUGCUGCGAAGGCUUGUUGCCAAGGAGCUGAAAUCUUAUCCGGAUGCUCAUCAAAAGAGCUUUGUUGUCGGGAAACUUGUGUGAAAUGCGUCAAAGGUCCUGGAAAUGAUGAAGGCACGGUCGUUACCGGAGUUGUGGUGAGUGACGGGAAUGAACAAAAGGUUGAUAUACUGGUGCCAUCGACUCAAACUGACUGUGAAUGUGGUUCAGAAGCAAAUUAUCCAGCAGGAAACGAUGUGUUCACUGCACUUCUGUUGGCUUUACCUCCACAGACAUGGUCAGGGAUCAAAGACCAAGCUCUGAUGCAUGAGAUGAAGCAGCUUAUCGCCAUGGUUUCCCUCCCAACUCUGCUUCAAGAAGAGGUAUUGCAUCUUGGGCGGCAACUUCAGCUGCUAAAACGAUGCCAAGAGAACAAGGAAGAGGAAGAUCUAGAUGCUCCUGCUUAUUAAUUUAUCGUCACUAAUUUACUCUCUCUUAAUUCGAACCCCCACGCCCUGCAAUGAGAUAUAUUUGUAACAUAUGCUAUUUGUAAGGUGCUAAUCAUAAUAAGCUAAGAAUCACAUUCAUCUCACUAUACUCCAAAUUAAGAAGCAAUAUACUUUUCUUAUUCAGCA
Capsella rubella is the source of this 1748-nucleotide messenger RNA. Its product is annotated as glutathione gamma-glutamylcysteinyltransferase 1. The coding region runs from base 126 to 1583 and encodes 485 amino acids. The transcript has 9 exons. Lineage: Eukaryota; Viridiplantae; Streptophyta; Magnoliopsida; Brassicales; Brassicaceae. The record is from RefSeq and is a predicted model, not a curated record. Gene Ontology annotation, molecular function: glutathione gamma-glutamylcysteinyltransferase activity; metal ion binding. Gene Ontology annotation, biological process: response to metal ion; phytochelatin biosynthetic process; cellular detoxification of cadmium ion.